GACAGCUUUGUUGGAGAAUUGUAUAAAUUGGGUUGUGCUGGCUUUAUCAGAAUUAACAUUCAGUUUUGCAUAUAGAACUUGCCCUUUUGAAGACUGCUACAGAAGAUGGCAUUGGCAGGCACUCUCCUUCAUCUGCUUGUGAUCUUCUUGGGGUUUUCUCAACUUAUUAUCCGCUUGAAUGCCGUCCCAGUUACAAGAAUUGGAAGUCUUCAGGUUCAUCAAAUUGCAGGAAAUAACCAACUGGUAACCACAGAGAAUAAUUUUUAUGAGCAAACUAUUACUGAAAGAAUGGAUGUGGAGCUUCAUGACUACCCGGGAUCUGGAGCCAACAACCGCCACACUCCAAAGCCGCAAUUUGGAAGAUGUGUGGAUUGCUAAGUUUUCUCCUGCUACUAUUGGUUUUAGCAUUUACAAUGUAAUGUUAUAUAUGGACUAUUGUAAAUAAGAAUUUUGUUCUUAGAUCAUUCAUCAUUUGAGUUUAUUAAUAGGGCUUAAAAGAAGUAGGCCUCUAGA
Prunus mume (Japanese apricot) is the source of this 513-nucleotide messenger RNA. RefSeq lists its product as uncharacterized. The record is from RefSeq and is a predicted model, not a curated record. Lineage: Eukaryota; Viridiplantae; Streptophyta; Magnoliopsida; Rosales; Rosaceae.